This is a messenger RNA of Hipposideros armiger (great roundleaf bat), 4075 nucleotides long. Its product is annotated as protocadherin beta-15-like. The annotation marks the transcript as partial. The transcript has a single exon. The record is from RefSeq and is a predicted model, not a curated record. Gene Ontology annotation, biological process: homophilic cell-cell adhesion. Gene Ontology annotation, molecular function: calcium ion binding. Lineage: Eukaryota; Metazoa; Chordata; Mammalia; Chiroptera; Hipposideridae. Gene Ontology annotation, cellular component: plasma membrane.
AUUAGGAAUUUGUUAAUUUUUGAGAUCAUUCAAGAUGAAAGUUAAUUCUACUAAAUAUACUAGUCUCCAUUAACUGUUUUGAUCCAUAUAUAAUUCUUGGGUAUUUUGUUGAUUUCAUUUUCCUAGUUAAGAAGAUUAGAAACUUUAUGUAUAUACGUAUAUUUACUCUCUUUUUAUAAUUUCUAUUUUGAUUUAGACAAAAAACUUGCAACUUUACCUCAUUACUAAAAAGUCAUGAAUAUUUGUUCAAUUUAUCAACUUUUCAUCAUCAAGCACUAGUGAUUUGAAGAUGACCACAGCCCCAUUUUGUGUUUGAAUGUUGUCCAGAAACAUUUAUACAUUUUUUAUGUUGUGGUUACUUAGGAGACAGGCGUGAUACAAAUUGAAUGAGUUAUUAGUAUAUCUUCAGUUUGACAUGAUAUGCCUACUCAUCUUAAAUUUUUACAUGGAGAAAUGUGCGCAAAAAUCGCAUGUUUUUGCUUCACAGCAGUAUUAAAUGGAAAAAACUACAAUUUUCCCCAUAUUUAAAGGCUUUUCAUCCUUAUAUCAAUUUUCAGUAUACAAUAUAUAUAAGUAUUAUUGAAAGGUUAUUAGAUUGUUUCCAGAUAUUUAAUAGUAAAUCCCACCCCAUCUCUUUCUGGAAACUUCUCUUUUCAGUAGACAUCUACUGUUGCAUCAUAUUUAUUUUAAUGACCCAUCUCCCUCUGUGAUUUCAGUCAGACAAGGUAGUAGACAUCACUGAUCCAAGCUGUACCAGUCUGAUUCUCUCUGUUAAAAAAAUGGCUUUAGAAACCAGAUAUAAAAUAGUCUCUCUGUUAGGAACUUAACAAGAAAGUAAUAUCAUGUUGGCUAAAUACUCUGCAAGAAGCACAGCAAGUCAAUUCACUUAGAGAUGAGAGGGAAGGAGAUGCCUUAAGAGUAACCUCAUUGUACAUUUUCCAGCCCCUCUUAAGCCUGCUUUCUCCCUUGGGUUUUUGGAAACAAGUGGUCUUUCAAUAAAUUUCCCUCUAAUUAAGAUAGCUAUGUGGGGUUUUGCACUUGUCAAAAACAUGUUUAGGUAUUCUUGUAUGUAUUGAAGCUUAUUAUUUUGAGAUUUUAUAAAUUGUGGUUUUCAUAUUAAUUUAACCAUAUUUGGUUCAAAAGGUUGUGGAAUAUUAAUAAUCUAUAAGGGACAAGCACAAGCUUUUGUUGCACUGUAUAAUUUUGAGAAUUGAUGGAUAUUUCCAAGUUGUACAGUUUGUGGAGUGUUUAGAGAAAUUCUUAGAAAACGCUUAUAUAAGAAAUAGCUUUUAAUACCAUCAGUGUCAUAAUAGCAUUUAUGUGAAAUAACACUGACAAUGUAAAAUAUGUUUCAAAGAGAUGUAUACCUUAUUUGUAGAAUCAUUAUAGCCUGGCUGUUAUGUUCUUUCAUUGUUAUAAUGUAUCCAUUUGUUUAGGGGGGAGUCAGGGUAUUUUGCCAUUUAAUGAAAAACAUUUUAGAUCAUUCUGAAUUAUUUCAAAUUACUAUUCAAAAGAGCACAGAAAAUACACACUUGGGAACAUGUGUCUUGUUUAUCCAGCUUAUAUACAGGGGGGAAAGGGAGCUUUUACAUUAGGAGAAUGUAGGUGUCAAAAAUUUUAAAUUAUGAUUUAUUCACUGAUCUAGUCAACAAAUAUUUGUUGAGCACCUACCAUGUGCCAGAGAUUAGAUGUUGAGGGAUAUAGAGGUGAACAAAACAAAGUUCUGGAACUCAAAUUGACACAGAAAAGAAAUAAUUAAAUGUGCACAUAUAUUCUAUAUCACAUAGUGAUCAAUGCUAAGGAGACAAGGCAGGGUAAGGGCUAUAAGAAGUGCCCUUAUAUGCAUGUUCCCAUAGUUUGAGUUUCAUAAAAUCAUAGCUCUCUGACCUUAUGUAGAGAGGGUAUAUAAACUGGAAUUACCUGGUAGCUUUUUCCUUGAUGUUAUUCAACAAGUGAGAAUCACAAUGUUGGUACAUAGACUGCCUAGAAUUUGAAAGAAAAUCUAGAGAAAUUUAUCCUUUUUGCUGAGAGAAUUUUAAGGAAUUACAUAAGUAUAUAUUGUUAUUUUGCAAGAUGACUGAUCACUGUUAAGUCUUUUUUCACUUCUCAGUUCUUUUCACAGCACCCCACACAGACUACAGGUUCUAGAAGGUAGAAACCAUGUCUGGGUUGUUUACUGAUGUAUUUCAGAGCCUAGUACAUAGAUAUCGAUAAUACUUCUUUGAAUGAAGGAUGAAUAAUUAUCAUUGCAUGGUUUUAUGAUUACAUCAUCUCUCCCAAACCAUUUCCAAACUCCUAAUAGAUUAUUGGGAUUACUAAAUAUAUUGAUUAUUGGUAUUACUAGAUUAUUACCGGUAUAUAUCAAGAGAAUACAAUUGUAGCAGUUCUUUUCGAAGUCAACGCAUGGUGGCGCUGCAGGCUAAGGUGUAAAAAAAAAAACCCCAAAAAAGCCCCGGAAAUGCUAUGAACUCAAUCUCAGAUCUCUAGCGGAAGAGAAAAGCCUGCAAACAGUUCGGGACCUGCAAGUCUCCAGAGAAUGCUGUCACCGACAUGUCUAGACUGAGAGAUCCAUCACUGUCUCAGUCCCAUCGCUCCCUAAGGUAGAGCUGGGCCCUGUUCCUGGAAAGGCAUUGGUGGAAUAAAGAUGGAGGCCGGAGGGGAGCGCUUACCUGAACAAAGGCAAGUCCUGAUUUUCUUUCUUUUGAUGGGAGUGGCUCUGGCGGGAUGGGAAUCCCGUCGCUAUUCCGUGAUGGAGGAAACAGAGAGCGGCUCCUUUGUGGUCAACCUGGCUAAGGACCUGGGGCUGAGAGCGGAGGAACUAGCUGCGCGGGGAGCCCGGGUGGUCUCUGAGGAUAAUGAGCCCCGAUUGCAACUUGAUCUGCGGACCGGGGACUUGAUAUUAAAUGAGAAACUGGACCGCGAGGAAAUGUGCGGCCCCACUGAUCCGUGUGUAAUGCAUUUCCAAGUGUUAUUGAUAAAACCAUUGGGAGUAUUUCGAGCUGAGCUACUGGUGAGAGACAUAAACGAUCAUUCUCCCGAGUUUCCUGAAAGAGAAAUGACGCUGAAAAUCCCAGAGACCAGCGCUCCUGGGACCGUGUUUCCUCUGAAAAAAGCGCAGGACUUGGACGUGGGCAACAACAAUAUCCAAAACUACAAUAUCAGUCCCAACUCUCACUUCCACGUUUCCACCCGCAACCGGGGGGAUGGCAGGAAGUAUCCCGAGCUGGUGCUGGACAAAGAGCUGGAUCGAGAGGAGCAGGCCGAGCUCAGGUUAACCCUCACAGCGUUGGAUGGCGGCUCUCCACCCCGGUCUGGCACCGCCCAGGUCCGCAUCUUGGUCAUGGAUGUCAAUGACAACGCCCCUGAGUUUGAGCAGACGCUCUACCAGGUGCAGGUCCCAGAGAACAGCCCUGUAGGCGCCCUAGUUCUCAAGGUCUCUGCGAGAGAUUUAGACACUGGGACAAAUGGAGAGAUAUCAUACUCCCUUUUUUAUAGUUCUCAGGAGAUAAGCACAACUUUUGAGCUAAACAGCCUUUCAGGAGAAGUUCGACUAACUAAAAAACUAGAUUUUGAGACAAUAUCCUCAUAUGAGCUGGAUAUAGAUGCGUCUGAUGGCGGGGGACUUUCUGGAAAAUGCUCUGUCUCCAUUGAGGUGGUGGAUGUUAACGAUAACUCCCCAGAACUAACUAUUUCAUCACUGACCAGCCCCAUUCCGGAAAAUUCCCCCGAGAUAGAAGUGGCCCUGUUUAGGAUUCGAGACCGAGAUUCAGGGGAUAACGGAAGGAUGACAUGCUCCAUCCAAGAUGAUCUCCCCUUCCUCCUGAAGCCAUCUGCAGAGAAUUUCUACACCCUGGUAACAAAUGGGGCUCUGGACAGAGAGAGCCAGGCCGAGUAUAACGUCACCAUCACCGUCACCGACUUGGGGACCCCCAGACUCAAAACCCAGCACAACAUAACGGUGCUGGUCUCCGACGUCAACGACAACGCCCCGGCCUUCACCCAAACCUCCUAUACCCUGUUCGUCCGCGAGAACAACAGCCCCGCCCUGCACAUCGGCAGCGUCAGCGCCACAGAC